Messenger RNA from Penicillium cataractarum, 2514 nucleotides. RefSeq names its product WD40 repeat domain-containing protein. The transcript is spliced from 8 exons. Gene Ontology annotation, molecular function: protein binding; chromatin binding. Gene Ontology annotation, cellular component: nuclear replication fork. The record is from RefSeq and is a predicted model, not a curated record. Gene Ontology annotation, biological process: DNA-templated DNA replication; DNA repair; mitotic cell cycle. Bases 1 to 2514 code for a protein of 837 amino acids. Lineage: Eukaryota; Fungi; Ascomycota; Eurotiomycetes; Eurotiales; Aspergillaceae.
AUGAGCUUCGAUCCCCUUCGCCCUCGGGGCCGGCCAGCCCACACUCCGGGAACGACAGUACUGACAUACACCCCCGAUGGGCGGCGCGUCAUCACCGGUGGCUCAAACUCGGCUAUUCGAAUCUACACAGUCGACCAGGACGGAGAGCCCAAGACGGUUGAUGGGAGUAUUGAUGGACAUUUCGCAAUCGGCGCUACGAAUGAAAUACUACUUCUCGGUGCUGAGGAUGGAACUGUCUGGUCCUACGAUGCCGUCUCCGGCAAAAUGGGGGGCCUGCUUGUCCGAUGCGCUUUGCCCGUGAGAGAUAUUGCAGUAUCUCGCGAUGGUGUAUGGGUUGCGGUCGCAAGCGAUGAACUUACGGUCAAGGUCGUUAAAAUCGAGGACAUGACACAGGUGAAGUACCUGCGGGAACAAGGGAAGGGAACAAAGCAUGUCACUUUCGACCCCAACGGGCGCUAUGUGACUGUGUCUGGAACGGACGGCAUUCUUUAUGUCUACUCUUUGACCAACGAGGAACCAGAGGUGCUCCGUAAACUCGACGGUGUGAUUCGAAAGCUUGAGCCCGAUGCGGAGGCAACAGCUAAGGCUGUCUGGCACCCAGACGGUACCGCAUUUGCCGUUGCAGAGGCCACCAGAGAUAUCUCAAUCUAUUCAAUCUCGGAGUGGAAGAAGGAGAAGAGCUUUGCUGGUGGUCACAGUGGGGACAUCACAUCACUGAGCUGGGCGCCCAAUGGAACUUUGCUCGCAUCUGCAGGAGCUGAUGGACGCAUUGUGCUCUGGGAGACGAAAACACAGAAAAUCAUCCAGCGCUAUGAAUUUGGAAACGUGCUUAAUCUCGCUUGGCACCCUACGAAGAACUCUCUUUCAUUUACCACCUCGGAUGGAGAAUUGUUCAUCUAUGACAACUUUGUUCCCAAGGACUACGAGUCUCAACUGCAGAAGCCCCUGCAGGCUGCCCCGAUCUUCCCAGGCCCUCUGACCGAGAUUUCCAAUAAUGUCCCACGCACAUUGGCUGAGCGCUCCAAGGAGGCAUUCCAAAGACCAGCAAGGGCAGGCUCGCCCGAUUCGCUUGAUGACAUCCUGGGUGAUGAUGAGGAUAUGCGUGAUUUUGUCGACGAUGACGAUGGAGCGGGCUAUGCAGAGGAGCUCAAUUUGUACGGCAAACGACCAAAUGACUCUCUUGAAGAUCUAGACGGCCCCGACACCAAGCGUGUCUACUCGGGCUCCUUGCAACCCAAGGCUCAUCUGCCACUUCAGCCUGGUAGUACACCGUGGGCUGGCAACAGGAGAUAUCUGUGCCUGAACUUGACGGGUGCCGUCUGGACUGUGGACCAGGAAACACAUCACACUGUGACUGUAGAGUUCUAUGAUCGAGAGCUUCAUCGAGACUUCCAUUUCACGGACCCAUAUCAAUACGACAAAGCGUGUCUUAAUGAGAACGGCACGCUUUUCUCCAACAACCCAUCUGAUGGCAGUCCUGCCACAAUCUUCUAUCGGCCACAUGAGACGUGGACUGCACGAGCAGACUGGCGAACGCAGUUGCCUGAGGGAGAGAUAGUUCGAGCCCUGGCUCUGAGCGAGUCAUAUAUCGUGGCAGUGACCACGAAGGACUAUGUGCGCGUAUAUACUCUGUUUGGCACUCCCUUCCGUGUGUACCGACAGAAGAGUCAAGCCGUGACAUGCGCUGCUUGGCGAGACUACAUUAUGACCAUCGGGAACGGACCCGUCGGUGCUGAUGGUCGACAUGCGACCCUGCAAUACACUGUUGAAAAUGUUAAGCGUGAUGAAAUCUGCCAAAAUGAGGAUGUGGUCGCCCUGCCCACGGGAGCGCAGUUGCAGAGUGUUUUCUUUUCAGACUCGGGAGACCCUUGUAUUUACGACUCAACUGGUGUCUUGGUGGUGCUACAGCAUUGGCGCACACCCGGACAGGCCCGCUGGGUGCCUCUUCUAGACACUAAGCAACUUUCUCGACUUGCAGGCGGCCGAAAGGAAGAGACCUACUGGCCCGUUGCCGUCGCGCAAGAAAAGUUCCAUUGUAUCAUUCUCAAGGGUGGCGACAAAAACCCGUACUUCCCACGACCGCUACUCAGUGAAUUCGACUUCCAGGUCCCAGUCUCCAGCAACCCGCCCAAAGAAAGUGAAUCCGAAGAUGCAGGUAACGAUGGCUCACGCUUCGAGGAGUCUUUCGUGCGUGGUAACAUUCUUCUGUCGCUCUUCCGGGACCUCAUUUCCUCCACGAAUGCAACGGCUAGUCAACGUGCUGAGCUGGCGCGCAAAGAACUGGAGCUUGACAAGACUCUACUUCAGAUGCUGGCCAUCGAAUGCAGAGAAGGUGAAGAGCGUGGUAUGAAGGCACUUGAACUAGUGACUAUGAUGAAUGACCGCAACGGCAAGAUGAUUGAGGCCGCCGCCAAGGUCGCACAGCGCUAUGGCCGAGGUGUUCUGGAGGACAAGAUCCGUGAUAUGGCGGAGCGACGAAUAAUGGGCAUGGGUGAUGACGAUGAACUGGCUUGA